Electrophorus electricus (electric eel) is the source of this 4508-nucleotide messenger RNA. NCBI's taxonomy places the organism in Eukaryota, Metazoa, Chordata, Actinopteri, Gymnotiformes, Gymnotidae. The record is from RefSeq and is a predicted model, not a curated record.
CUUCAGCGCGCUCUUCCCGGAUAAGUACGCACCAAGUUCGUGAGCUGAACGAUGAGAUAAGAUCAGUCGCCUCGAUAAUCCGAACGCACCGGUGCGCGAGUUUCCAAGUGCGUCAGAUACGGCGAGCGUGCUCUCGGUCGCUUUACGCCAGAGGAUGGAGUGUUGAUGUGCUCCCGCUGAGUUUCAGUUCAACCGGACCACCCAGCUGGCAUUUUAAAGUUUUUCUUUUUUUUCCAUAAAGCGGACAGCUCAGCAGAAUGUUCUGAAAGAAUUCUGGAUUUGUAGCUGAUAUUUUAGCGGAUAUUUUAAUGACUGACUGAUUCGCAGCCCGGGGGAGAAACGCAGUGAAACGGCUUUGCGUGUGCCAGCAGGACUCGGGCUCGGGACGACCGCCGCUGCGUAACCGAACUCACGAGGAUUAUGUCAUUCAUGCAGCAAACAUCUGUGUCGGACAUGAGAAAGGAGCACGCGUAGAGUCCCCACCAACACGACAAGCAUGAUGUCUACACGGGCUGAUCAGAGGUGCGCGCGCCUGCUUUGCCCGCUUGUGGAUCUGCUGCUCCUCGCGUCCCUCUGCGCGGUGGGUUAUGGCAGGGCUGGCGUGAUCAUGGAGGUGGUGUCCCGUUUCUCGUCUGUAUCCACCUACCUACCCGUGUCCUGCCAGCUCCAGGGUUCUGAAUCCUCCUUCUUCCUCCGCGAGGCGUCAGAGGAAGUGAUGCGCAAUGGAAGUUUGCAGACACGCACCGAGCCUCUCUUCCUCCACCUGCCCGACGUUAGCGCCACCUCCCUGCUGUCCAUCAACUGCAGCUAUGGCAACCUCACCGCAGAAAUGCCCGUGCCACCAGAUCUCCUCCAGGGGGCGCUGCCACACGCCCUCCCUGCCACGGCGCACCUGACUCUGGGCUGGAAGGUCCGGGCGCACCUGCUGAGUGCCACCGUCCUGGUGGAGCAGCCCCAGGUGUAUGUCCUGUUUUACCUGGCGGGCCGCAGGUGGGAUGACACAGACCCACCCCCAGAGCUCCUACCAUGCGUGCGCAUGGUGGCGUUCCAUGACCAGGGGGAAGGAGCUCUUUCCACGGCCUGUGCCCUGGAGGGCAGCCUGGGAAUCUGUGUUGCUCGGCUCGAGAUCCCAAAUGCCUGGUUUAGCCCGGUUCCCACUCGCAGACGCACCCAGGAGCCUGUUUCCCCCACCGUGGAGCUGCACUACUCCCUACUACCUGUAGAGGGCGAGAGGCGUGAGUGUGUAAGGGGUAGAGUGCUAGGGAAGGCUGCAGGGCUGGAAGGGGACAUGUGGAGGAUUGGAACAGUGACUCUGGGCUCUGGAGACAGUAAAGGGGACAGCGACAGACUGCGGCUGGAUCAGAACGUGCAGAUCGUGGCUCCGACGCGGCCAGUGAAGCAGGGACAGACGGUGGGCUUCCAGGUACUCCUCAGUACUGCAACCACUGUGGAGCAGCUCACCAUCAGAGUGCAGUACGGAGAAGGCAUCAGCUUUGUGGUGGUGAGGCCCAAUAACCUGCAAACGUGGGAGAUCAAACAUGAGGUCAUUCCAGGCUCCGCCUCCAUCUCCAUAUUCUGUCAGAGAAAGAUCAGCUCCUCCAGUGAGAGGUUGGAAGGGUCCUUUUAUGAGGUGAUGUGGGUGGACUUAGAAGUUGACAACUUCAUCACCCUGCAGGCUUCUCAGGCUGUACGCUGGCGUCUGGAGUACCCGGCCACGGGAGAGACAGCUGAGGCUGUCACCAUCAUCUACAUCAGCCAGAGGGACGUCCUGGGCCUCGUGCCACUCGCUGAGGACACAGAAAUCCUGAACACGGCGAUCCUGACAGGUCAGCGUGUGACUCUGCCGGUGAAGGUGGUCACCGUGGAACAGGAUGGCACCGUGCGAGAAGUCGAUGACCCCGUGACCUGUAGGUCAACUGACGAGGAUGUACUGAAGGUUUCUCCUACGUGUGACGAGGUAUUGGUCAAUGGGAAGGAGAUGAGAGGGCGUGUCUCUCUGCAGGUGAAUUUUACAUACUUGUAUCUGAGCAGCCAAUUAGAACUCACCGUCUGGGUGCCACGGUUACCGCUCCAGAUUGACGUCUCGGAUGUGGAGCUGAGCCAGGUCAAAGGCUGGAGAGUCCCAAUAACCACCAACAAGAGACCAACGCGGGAGAGUGAGGAUGACGAUGAUGAUGAUCGCAGGGGCAAAGGCUGUACGCUGCAGUAUCAGUACGCGCUCGUGCGUGUGCUCACACAUUUUGUGGCAGAGCUGACGGAACCUGGGGGAGAGCUUGUGCACAUGCUUGGAUCUGAUUGGUCAGCUGACAUCACAGAGCUGGUGUUGGACUUCCUGAAGGUGGAGGAGGAGAGAAUCGCACAACUUGUGGAAGGAAGGGUUCUGAUGGGGAAAGACCUGGGCAUCACCACUAUACAGGUGAUCUCCCCUCUAUCUGACUCCAUCCUGGCAGAGAAGACCAUCACGGUCCUCGAUGAUAAAGUGAGCAUCACAGACCUGGGGGUGCAGCUGGUGGCAUCCCUGUCGCUGUCGCUACAGCGCAGCCCCGCCCACAGCAGGGCCCUGUACGUCACCACCACCGCCCAACACCUGCUCCACACACACAAACAGGAAGCUGUGAUCAGCGCAUGGAUUCAGUACAGCGAUGGCUCUGUGACGCCUCUCCACAUCUACGAUCCCAAAGACUUCACGCUUACUGCCACCUCUAUGGAUGAGAGCAUUGUCUCCACCUAUCAGGACCACCCGCUGCACUGGCCUGUGGCAGUGGCAGAGGGUGAAGGCCAGGGGCCGCUAGUGCGUGUGGAGAUGGUGAUCGCUGAAACUUGCCAGAAAUCCAAGAGGAAGAGUGUGCUGGCGAUGGGCGUGGGCAGCAUCCAGGUGAAGUUCAGCCAAGACCACGUCGGCCAGAAGACGCGGGCACAGGAGGAGGGAGGCACUCUGGACAACAGUACCAGCGAGCAGAGGCAGAAGGCCCUAGAACAGGAGCAGGGCAGAAGCUCCGUUGGCGGGAAGUACCAAAACUCAGCAGGGGAGCGGGAGGAUGGUACGCUCCGGAAGGCCAGCCCCACCACCCGGACCGCCGGCACCAGCCGCACCGGGGGCGGCAGGCAAGCUGGAGGGAGGAACAGCGGCCCUGUGGACUACACCAGCUACCCUGCUCAGGUGGAGCUCCCGGCCGGGGCAGAGGGAGAACUCCCGCAGGCCUCCCGCCGCCUGUCGGACCUGGAGAUCGGCAUGUACGCCCUGCUCGGAGUCUUCUGUCUCGCCAUCCUCGUCUUCCUCAUCAACUGCGUGAGUUUUGCUUUUCGCUAUCGCCACAAACAGCUUCCUGUCCUGGAGCAGGGCAGCAUGAACCACGCCCACGACUGGGUGUGGCUUGGCAACGAGGCAGACCUGCUGGAUCACCAUGGCGAUCACGGGCCGCUGGGACCUGCCGACGAGUGCACAACGGCGAUCGACCGGAGCGAGUGCUGUGAGGAGAGCAAGUACCUCCUAAAUGGGGGUGGGACACAGAAAGGUAGCUCCGCCCACACGCAGGUGCUGCCACGAACACUCCCAGAGCCCCGCCCUUGUUCAGUAGUGGAGCAGAGUGUCAAAACAGAAGCAGUUAGUGGCUCUCCCACUGCUGUCAAACGCAAGAGAGUGAAAUUCACGUCAUACACCACCGUCCUACCAGACGAAGGGGGGCCAUACACCAACUCAGUCCUCAUCGGGAAUGAAGACGAUAUAAAGUGGGUCUGUCAGGACAUGGACCUGGGCCAGUCCACUGAGCUCAGAACAUACAUGGAAAGACUGCAAGACAAUCUGUAAAAAGAAGAAUAAGGGAGACAGAGAGAGAGAUGGAGAGAGAGAGGAACAGAGAGAGAGAGGACAGACUCAACACAAACUCACCUGUAAUGCCUUUGCACUGAGGUGGAGUAAAGGGCAUGACGGAGGAAACAAGAAAAGAACAGAUUACCAGAGGCACUGAUAAACAAAUGAAAGAAGAGAAAUCAAGUGCUUUAUUUAGGCUGAAGCAGGAAAUACAGGGAAGAGGGGGUGGGGCAGGGGCCUGGGAAAACUACUACUGGAUGAUGGGGCUUACCAGGGGCAUAAAGACAGCAGCUUCUAUCUGGCUAACACAACAGAGAGCAAACUAACAUACGGCAGUGUUCAGUCACCAACACACAGACAAGACCAGCAAGCAAGAGAAACAAACACAGAGAGAGAGAGAGAGAGAGAGAGCCAGGUAGCUGGGAUUAUACACACACCUGACAGCUAUGUAGGAUUUUUCAGUCAAUGAGUGGAAUAAGCAGGCAGUUAUUAAAAAUAUCCUCGUUAUUUUGUUUUGAAUAUAUUUGAAUUGAAUAGUUAGUAUUUGACUGCUAUAUGGGACAGAGUUUAUAUUUUGGAAAAAAGUGAUAAUUUACUAGCACGAGAAAGCUUCCCAGCAACCACAGUCUGGUGAGUGCAUUAGUGAGUGCGUGAGUGAGUGAGUGAGUGGGUGUGAAUGAGUGAGUGGGCGAGUGGG